UAAAAUAAAAAAAAGACGCUUUCUACAUAUCUCUACAUUUACCCAUACAUGUACAUUCAUAACUGAUUUCGACGGAUGAUUUACUUUUUCAAAUGGAUUUUAUAAAUCUCGGCAAUAAUAAUAAAAAAUAAAAAAAUUGAUAAGGAGGCCUAUGUUUUUCUACAAACAUCACAUUUUAGUAGCUUGAAAAGGUUUCCAUUGUAUAUAAAGCACAACAGCAGUAAUCUAACUAUCAGUUGUAUCCACAAAGCAUACCAAAGUAGAGCAAUUUCAAAAUGAAUUUUUAUAAAAUUUUCUUAUUUAUUGCCUUAAUAAUCGUCCUUUCCCUCAGUCAAAGCGAAGCUGAGUUAUUCACGAAAAUCUGCAAAAUAAUUAAAUGUGUUGGACAAAGUACCCGAGAUGCCACCGUGAAAGGUCUAGAAGUAGGUCAGCAAGCAGCAAAUGUUGUCGCUGCCGUGGAAGAAUAACAUUUUAUACUCAUUAAGGAAGAGUUUAAGGAGAACUCCAUAGAAGUUUUAUAAAAAA
Glossina fuscipes is the source of this 525-nucleotide messenger RNA. Its product is annotated as cecropin-like. Gene Ontology annotation, biological process: antibacterial humoral response; defense response to Gram-negative bacterium; defense response to Gram-positive bacterium. Gene Ontology annotation, cellular component: extracellular region. The record is from RefSeq and is a predicted model, not a curated record. Lineage: Eukaryota; Metazoa; Arthropoda; Insecta; Diptera; Glossinidae. The coding region runs from base 276 to 467 and encodes 63 amino acids. The transcript has 2 exons.